AUGGCUUCCGUAAGCAUGCUGCUCUGCUCAACUUUGGUGUUUGUCUUCAUCGUGCCGAUUUCUGCAGACCAGAAAAUCGUCACAGCUGAGUCUGGACAGGACGUCACUCUGACAUGUCGAGCUCCAAACAACAACAUCAUAGUUGUAAAUUGGAGCAGAGCUGACCUGAAGCCACAAUAUGUGUUUUUGUACCGGGAUGAGCAAUUUGUUCCAGAUGAGCAGCAUCCAUCUUUUAAGAACCGAGUGGAUCUGCAGGACAGACAGAUGAAGGAUGGAGACGUGUCUUUGAUUCUGAAGGAUGUGACGAUUAAUGACACUGGAACAUACGAGUGUCGUGUCGUCAUGAGAGAAACGCGCUCGUGGAAAUCCAUCAGCAUCAUCACACUGAGAGUUGAUCCUCCAGGUCAGACUGGAGGACACCCAGGGGAUGGACCUGUUGGACUGAUAGUUGCUCUGAGUGUUUCUGCUGUGCUUCUUGUUGCUGUUGUUGGUUUUUGA
Pelmatolapia mariae (spotted tilapia) is the source of this 498-nucleotide messenger RNA. RefSeq names its product programmed cell death 1 ligand 1-like. The record is from RefSeq and is a predicted model, not a curated record. NCBI's taxonomy places the organism in Eukaryota, Metazoa, Chordata, Actinopteri, Cichliformes, Cichlidae. Gene Ontology annotation, biological process: T cell receptor signaling pathway; regulation of cytokine production. Gene Ontology annotation, cellular component: external side of plasma membrane. The transcript has 3 exons. Gene Ontology annotation, molecular function: signaling receptor binding. Bases 1 to 498 code for a protein of 165 amino acids.